UGGAUCUAAUCUUGAAGGUCUUACAGGAAAUGUUUCAGAAGUUGAUUAUCCAUUUGGACAGUCUGAUUCAGGUCUUUUGACUGAAUCUGAAUUUCCAACUAAUAAUGAAAUUAGCGAGGGGUCUGGAUUGGAAAGCCCUUUAUCUGUGUUGGAAAAAUCCCAAAAGUCGUCAGCCUCUGGUGGCCUUCAGAGUUUUGAUGCAGGGGGCAAUGUAUUUUCUAAAGUUAAUGAUUCGAAGGUUCUAAAGAAUGCUAGUAGAAGUAGUAGAAUUGAGGAAAGUAGUAAUCUUUCUUUUGGGAGCUUUAUUUUGACUGCAAAUCAGUCUGAUAAUUUGACAAAUCCUGAAUCAGCGACCCUUUCAUAUUUCCUAGACAAGAUUUUUGAGAACACUUCUUUGGUAACAAUGCGGGUACCUGAGGGCAAGCAACAAGUCGAAGAUGAUUCUGAAGAUAACCAAAAUUCAUCUGGCACUAUAAAAAACAAUCACGAGAGAAUAUGGUCCUUAUUACCAACUCCCAACGGGUUUAAGACACAAUCAGAUAUACCAGAUGACACAAAAUUAGACAGUAUAGUAUCAAACCUAACUAUCGAGCAGCAAGUCAAUCAGGCAUUAUCAACUCCCCAGGCGGUAAUAUCCAACAACACUUCAAUGCACACAUCCGAAAGUCAGUUAAAACACAAUAAAACCUACUCAGAUGGUAAAAGUCGGACAUCAGCCAAAGCAGACAAAGAUUCUGCAAAACCACAUAUUAGUAAAACCCAACAUUGUUUACUGCUGAACACAUCGCUUCCAUUUUGCUCAUUCAUGACUGGCAAGAAGUUUGUUGUGCCCAACCAUCUCAACCAGACCAGCUUGGAAGAAGUCCAAGUAGUCCUAAAUGACUGGGAUUGGUUGUUGAGAUCAAAGUGCCACCAUGGCUUGGAGAAGUUCUUCUGUCUUCUGUCACUACCAAGGUGUGGCUCACCAAUGACGCUGCUGCCUUGCCGAAGCUUUUGUGAAGGUUUAAGGGACAGUUGCUGGACGCUCCUGGAUGAGGGACGUCUCCCUGUGGAGUGCCACAAACUUCCCGAAGAGGAGGAUGAUGGGUAUCAUUGCUUGUCAGUUUUUAAUCAGAAAGAAGACAGUGGUGUGUCUCUGCUUGAGCUGAUAGGGGACCCUCCUCCAAAUGAGAUCACACGAGUUUAUGGGCCUGACAGCACUCCUGGUUAUGUGUUUGGCCCUGAUGCCAACACGGGCCAGUUGGCCCGUGCCCACUUGCCGAGCCCAUUCUACAGGGACUUUUCCCUCAUCUUCAACUUGAAGCCAACAUCCGACAAGGGCGGUGUAAUCUUCUCGGUCACAGACGCCACACAGCAGAUCAUGUAUGUGGCCGUCAAACUGACACCCUUGCAGUACGGAAAUCAGAAUGUCAUCUUGUACUACACGGAGCCCGGCUCGGAAACAUCAUUCGAGGCCGCCAGGUUCAUCGUACCUGCUUUGAAGGACUCCUGGACCCGUUUUGCCAUUGCGGUAAAGGAUGACAAGGUCAUGUUCUACCUGAAUUGUGACAUAGAACCUCAAGUGCAGCGCAUCGAAAGGUCCCCUGAUGAGAUGGAGCUUGAAGGUGGUGCUGGGGUCUUCGUUGGGCAGGGUGGAGGCUCCGAUCCGGACAAGUUCCUGGGUGUGAUCAGUGAAUUGAGGGUGGUGGGCGAUCCCCGUGCCGCUGAGAGGCAAUGCGAAGAAGACGACGAUGACUCGGACAUGGCCUCGGGAGAGGGAAGUGGUGACAUGGAAAGAAGACCAUCAAAACCAGCUGUUGAAAAGCACACAUGGACGACUGCUCCGCCAUCAUUACGGCCUAUUCAGCAGCCACCAGUCGCCAGGCAGGAAGAGACGUCGAGUAUGAGACAAACAGGAUCCUUUGGGGCCAAAGGAGAGAAAGGAGACCGAGGAGAGAAAGGGGACAGAGGUCUAACAGGGCCUAAAGGAGACUCUGGUCAUGGAGGGAAGGGUGAACCUGGUGAAAAAGGAGCAAAAGGCAGUGCAGGAUUUGGUUACCAAGGAAAGAAGGGAGAGCCCGGCCCCCCUGGUCCCCCAGGACCUCCUGGACCGCCGGGGCUUGCGUCAGAGGUCUCAGUAUGCAAAGAGGGUUCGGAUCCUUCUUGUGUACCUGGAGUUCGAGGACCACCUGGACCAGCAGGUGCCCCUGGAGCUCAGGGACCACCGGGAGAGGAUGGAGAACCAGGUGAUCCUGGAGAAGAUGGAAAAAGGGGUGUGGAUGGACCCCCAGGCUUCCCAGGAACCCCCGGCGAUCCUGGACUCAAAGGAGAAAAGGGAGAUCGUGGUGAGGGUCAGCCUGGCCCCAGGGGGCCACCAGGUCCUCCCGGCCCCCCAGGACAAGGAAGUAGAUCUACCUAUGUGGACAUGGAGGGCUCAGGAUUCCCUGAUCUGGAAUCAGUCCGGGGAUUGCCAGGACCACCGGGACCGCCAGGUCCCCCCGGUCCACCUGGUGUUGCUAGGCCAAACGCGGGAUCAAGUUCUGGAGCAGUUGGACCCCCAGGACAAGAUGGGCCGCCGGGUCAACCCGGCUUAGCUGGUUUACCAGGCGUCGAUGGCCAACCAGGAGCCCCUGGACCAAAAGGAGAAAAGGGUGAUUCUGGUGUGCUCGGUCAUCCAGGACCAAUUGGACAGAAGGGAGCUCAAGGAGAUGCUGGUUUACCAGGACCAACCGGGGAGCCUGGAUUGGCUGGUUUACCUGGACCAAUGGGACCAGCUGGGCCACCAGGACCGCCUGGGCCUCCUGGACCAAGAUACCGUGUUGGAUUUGAUGACAUGGAAGGAUCUGGUGGGAUUUUCUCAAAUGGGAUUCCUGGUGUCCAAGGACCUGAAGGAAGACAGGGUCCACCUGGUCUGCCUGGACUUCCAGGUAAACCAGGUUUGCCUGGACUCGUAGGUCAGAAGGGCAGUGAGGGUCCUGAAGGAAGGGAUGGGCAACCGGGACUGGACGGCUUCCCUGGAGUUCAGGGAGCAAAGGGUGACAAAGGUGACAGAGGAGAAAGGGGGGAAGCAGGCCGAGAUGGCUCCGGUGCUCCAGGACCUCCAGGCCCACCAGGACCACCAGGACAAAUUAUCUACCAGCCAUCUGAGAAUUUUGAUGGUUCUAUUGGCAGUGUUGGGCCUCAGGGAGGUCCCGGCAUACCAGGUCGAGCUGGAUUCCCUGGUCCUGUAGGUCCAAAGGGUGACAAUGGAGACCCAGGCCCUCCAGGUUAUGGCAUCAAGGGCGAGAAAGGCGAGCCAGGUCUAGUUGUUGGACCUGAUGGGAGUCCGUUCUUAUCGGCGGGGCUAACGGGUUUGAAGGGAGAACAAGGGCCUCCUGGACCCAUCGGACCACCAGGGCAAUAUGGACCUCCUGGAAUUAAGGGCGAAAUUGGAAUGCCAGGAAGACCUGGUCGGCCUGGUGUAAACGGAUACAAGGGGGAGAAAGGCGAGCCCGGUUCUGGCUUUGGAUACCCAGGAGUUCCUGGACCACCAGGACCUCCAGGACCACCAGGACCAGCCUUUGAUCGCUUCACUGACUACGAUAGAACCUCCAGAAACUAUCCAGCUACUAAAGGGGAGAAGGGAGACCAGGGCGAACGUGGCCUUCCAGGCUUCCCCGGCGGAUCCAAUUUUGAUAUUCACACACUCAAGAAUGACUUAAAGGGAGAACACGGAGAGCCGGGAGUCAAGGGAGAAAAGGGUGAACCUGGUGGAUAUUAUGACCCGCGUUUUGGAGGACCUCUCGGGUCACAAGGGCCUCCUGGCAAGCCAGGUUUACCAGGUCCAAAAGGAGAAUCCAUAAUGGGCCCCCCUGGACCUCAGGGACCACCAGGCAAACCAGGGCUCGGCUAUGAUGGUCGACCAGGUCCCCCUGGCCCACCUGGACCACCAGGACCGUCAAGCUCUCCCUCUUUACCUGGCGCCUUUUGGCCCAGUCAAACUGGGAAUGUGCCCGGACCUCCUGGUCCUCCUGGCCCACCUGGAAGUCCUGGACACUCAUCUGGAGUUACAGUUCUCAGGUCCUACGACACAAUGCUUGCUACAGCCAGACGGCAGGCGGAAGGCAGCCUCAUCUACAUCAUCGACAAAGCUGACCUCUAUUUAAGAGUCCGUGACGGACUGCGACAAGUCAUGCUGGGAGAGUACAACCCUUUCUUCAGAGAUUUGGAAAAUGAAGUUGCAGAGGUUCAGCCACCACCUGUGAUCUUGUACCCCCAGUCCCACGACCAGUCCCAAAACAACGGUGCCGGCCACUACUCUCAGAGCGUUUCCGGGGUCCGACCCCUUGAGCCGCCGUCGCGGCCACCUGUGGAUCCCCACUACCCUCCGCAGUACGAUUCCAGAUUCCCAGACCAGAGGCACUCAGGUCAGACAGAUGGCAGAUUGGCGACAGAGCAGGGUGAGAAGAGAUAUCCCGUCACUCCCCAGCGAAGACCCAACCCACCUGUACUGCAUCCCGCAGUACACGGGGACAAAUCAGCAUCAGGGCUCCAUCUCAUCGCCCUGAACGCCCCUCAAACUGGUAACAUGCGAGGAAUUCGGGGGGCAGACUUCUUGUGUUUUCAGCAAGCCCGUGCUGUGGGCCUGAAGGGGACCUUUAGAGCCUUCCUGUCCUCCAAGCUCCAAGACCUUUACACCAUUGUCCGCCGGUCGGACAGGGACACUUUGCCCAUUGUCAACCUCAAGGAUCAAGUGCUUUUUGACAGCUGGGAAUCAAUCUUUGAUGAUAGUGCCAGCAAAAUGAGAAAUAGUGUACCGAUUUACUCAUUUGAUGGCAGGGAUAUUCUCAGGGACAGCGCGUGGCCGCACAAAAUGGUCUGGCACGGGUCGAGCGACAAAGGCCACAGGCAAACAGACCACUACUGUGAAACAUGGCGGGCCGGCGACCAAGCCGUGACGGGCCUGGCGUCGGCGAUACAGACCGGCCACCUCCUGCAGCAACACUCUCGUAGCUGCUCCAACUCACACAUCGUCCUUUGCAUUGAGAACGCCUCCACGUCACACUCCAAAAAAUAAAAAGGAUCCAUCCACUUUUUUCAAAUAAUUUUGAUUCUCGUGUUUUUGUUUUUUUUUUAAACUUGGCGUCCAAUGAACUUGCCCAGCAGCUUUUUUGGCCUGGCAGAGGGGCUUUGCAUCACAUGCUUCUUCUUCCGUCUAUGAACGCCAAAGAGAUCAGGGUUGGACAGAGAGUAUCUUUUGUCACGGGGACCCAUGUUUUCUUCUAAGCGUUGAACAAGAGUAAAAAAAAAAAAUAAUGCGGUAAAUAUGUUCACAAAUUGUAUCCACUUGUAUGUGUUACUUGCGUUGUCAUUUUUUUGGUGUUAGCAAUUUUUACCUUUUCAAAUGUUGUCAUAGCCAUUCUGUUAUAAUGUUUUUGUAUUGAUCAUUUAACAUUUGUUCCAAUUUUUUUUUUUUUUUUUUAGUUGUGGGCUACUUUUGGGCAGGGCAAAGACUUUGAAAUUAAAGAUAUUUAUUUUUAAAUGAAGUUAUAUAAUGACAAACGAUUUGAAUGAAAAUACAGCUUGCCCAAAUUCUGUACUCCCAUUUAUAUUGAGACCAUUUUUCCCAGUCAUUGUGCCUUAUUAUCAGACCAAGUUUGCUUUUCAUUCAAUAAGCGCACAUUCCGUAUAGUACCACUUCCUCUUCAUAUUAUAAUUAUGUACAGUAUGCUGCUACAAGUGCUUUCCAACGCAGCGUUUGCCUUCAUUUUACACCGCAUGUUGUUCGAUGGACAGAACUGACACCGAGGACCAUUUUUCUUCUUGAGAUUUAACCAUCAAAAGGAUUUACUUAACCGAGAGUGUGCAGAAAGUGAUUGACGCUAAUCUGUGUUGAAAUUUUGUAUAAAGAUUUUUUUCAAGAACAAUAUUUUGUUAUAACCCGACUUUAGUACAACUGAUGCUUGACUGAACCUGUGGUUUCCCUUUUUAAUCUCAAUCAUGCAUUGAGCUGGACUGAUCUUCAAGGCACUGAAUAAAUGUCUUUUCAAACGCCACAAUAAUAAUGUGAUCCAUUCGGCAUUAUUAAGCACUGAUUUAUGAAAAUCUAUCACAAUUUAAUUCGACAUAGCGAGUAGAGCCGAUAAAAGCAUUUUAAGGGGAACCUCAGACUUAAAAGAUUUGGUAAAGAAGAUAGUAUCUUUUUAUCUAGGUACUGCUGGCCAAAAGUAUUGGCACUAAAGAUG
Molecule: messenger RNA, 6203 nt
Organism: Corythoichthys intestinalis (scribbled pipefish)
Lineage: Eukaryota; Metazoa; Chordata; Actinopteri; Syngnathiformes; Syngnathidae
Gene: col18a1a
Product: collagen type XVIII alpha 1 chain a
Exons: 41
Coding region: 404-5035 (1543 amino acids)
Biological process (GO): extracellular matrix organization
Molecular function (GO): protein binding; extracellular matrix structural constituent conferring tensile strength
Source: RefSeq, a predicted model, not a curated record